GCUUCUUUGUCGUCUGGUGGUGGUGUACCAUUAUCACCAAAGCCAUUGGUUGCUAACCUGAACAACGCUUCAAUUGCUGGACCAAGUUCUACUGAAAUGAGACGUUCUUCAUCCAGUGCAUCUAUACAUUCUAAUGCUUCUCAGUCUUCCGCCUCUAAAUACAUUCAAACUACCAUGCUUGUUGGUGACGUUAGAGAUAAGGUAUGUAUUAUCAUUGAUGACUUGGUAGAUACAUCAUACACUAUUAAUCGUGCCGCUAAACUACUGAAAGAUCAAGGUGCGAAGAAAGUUUAUGCAAUUAUUACACAUGGUAUAUUUUCCGGUGACGCACUAACAAGAAUCCGCUCAAGUAAGAUUGACAAGCUUGUAAUUUCUAACUCUGUUCCACAAGAUAGAACAGUGAGCAUAUUAGGUAA
Messenger RNA from Ogataea philodendri, 416 nucleotides. RefSeq lists its product as uncharacterized. The transcript has a single exon. Gene Ontology annotation, molecular function: magnesium ion binding; ribose phosphate diphosphokinase activity. Lineage: Eukaryota; Fungi; Ascomycota; Pichiomycetes; Pichiales; Pichiaceae. The annotation marks the transcript as partial. Gene Ontology annotation, biological process: purine nucleotide biosynthetic process; 5-phosphoribose 1-diphosphate biosynthetic process. Gene Ontology annotation, cellular component: cytoplasm; ribose phosphate diphosphokinase complex. The record is from RefSeq and is a predicted model, not a curated record.